CAGGGGAUGACGGGAAAGCGGAGGAGCGCCGAGCGCGCGCAGGAAGGCGCAGCGGGGCGCGGCCGCGGGCGCCGCGCGCUGGGCCUUAUCCGCGACCGCCGGGCGCGGGUGGACACGUUCGGCAGGCGGAAGGAGACGCUCAAGGCCAAGGCGUUCGAGCUCUCCGUGCUCUGCGGCGUCGACGUCGCGCUCGUCGUCGCCGCUGCGGACGGCGACGGCGACGCGGCCGCGGACGUCUGGGAGUCCACCGAGGGCGCUGUGCUGGCCCGGUACCGCGCGCUGGACCCGGAGGUGCGCGCGCGGGCGCGCCACACGCACCGGGCAUACCUCGAGGGCGGGCUGGGCAAGGAGGAGGCCAAGCUCGCCCGCGUGCACCAGGCAGGGCCCACCGCCCUCGACCCCUGGCCCUGGGACAAGGCGCUGGACGGCACCGCCACGGCGGAGGAGGCGCAGCGGCUGCUCGAGGCCAUCGACGCCGCGAUACGGGCCUCGGAGGACAGGAUGAGGGCACUGGGUCUGCCGGUCGACGGCGAGGACGUUGUCGGCCCUGGCGCCGCGCUCGAGAUGAUCGCGACGCUCGACUCUGCUGGCGUGGACGGUUACCCGCUGCACCCGCCCGGCGGCGGCGACACCUACGACAACCAGGCCAUAUGGAGCAAUGAGGGCUUCAACGCGUACAACUUCCAGCAGUGCCCCGCCGGCAGCAGCAGCGCGGGCAUGGAGGGUUACCACCUGCAGGUGGCGCCGGAAAUGUACACCGGCAGCGGCCACAACAACGGUCGCAUCGCGACCGACGCCCACAUGUACCAGCCGCCCGAUGCCGGCACGAUGCAGCACGGCUACGGCUUCCACCAAUGCGCAGGCAUCGACUGCUUUGGCAUGCCUGCUGGCCACCAGAUGCAGGAGUUGCCGGGCUGGGGCACUGCCCAGGCCAAUAUGGCCAUGUGGAGAACCGAGGAGCCGCGGCAUGCCAUGGUGCCUGUCCAUUAUCCCUCCGCCCAAACCGGCCUCAGCUACAUGGAAACGCUGGCGGCACUCGGUGCCCAGGGCGGCGGUGGCUUGUCCUUUGCCAUGGGCACCAGCUGCAACUUCGUCAACGCGCCACCUGUACUUCCCCUCGCCAUGGGCACCGCCGGCUGCGGCGGCCGCGACUUCAUCAACGCGCGACCAGUAGCCUUCUCCCACGCCAUCUGUGGCACCAGCGACAACUGCACCGACACAACGCCAGCCGGGCCGCUCGCCAUGAGCUACGGCGCCGACCUGACGAUCGCCGGCGGGUACGCGACGCAGUGGCAGGCAGGGCGCAGUGGCCACCAGUCCGGCAUCGAGCUGCUGCGUUACCUUGGUAGGUUGGAGGAGAACACGCAGCUGCAUCUAUGGGGAAACUAAUCUUGCAAGUACAGUAGUAGCGAUGGUGGUGGUGUACAACGUCGUAGGGUCAGAUGUGCGACAUCACGAGCCCGGCAAUUUUGGGCGACAGAAGUCUGGCCGCCGGGUUCUGAUGAUGUCGUCGCCGCCGCCCAUGGUUCCCGAGCAAUUUUCCCGGCCAGAUAGCAAGGGACAGGGGCUAGGCAUCUUAGGCAGGUUGUGCUUGUGCACUUUCGAGAGAGAAAAAAGGUUGUGCUUGUGCAUGGUCACCAGGUGAAACCCGGAGACUGCUCGGCUAGGUAAGAAUCUGGCAAAAUUCC
Zea mays is the source of this 1688-nucleotide messenger RNA. RefSeq lists its product as uncharacterized. The coding region runs from base 7 to 1389 and encodes 460 amino acids. The record is from RefSeq and is marked validated. Gene Ontology annotation, molecular function: protein dimerization activity; DNA binding. The transcript has a single exon. Lineage: Eukaryota; Viridiplantae; Streptophyta; Magnoliopsida; Poales; Poaceae.